AAGGUUUCCGGAUAGGUGUUUUACCUACUCAGCCCUACAUUACUCACUUCUUCCCAAACGCCUCUUCCAUUUCAAUGGGUUUCGCCACUGCCUUGCCCCUCCAUCUGUAUUGGUUAUGGCUCGGUUUCAAGUUUAUGGUUAAGCUAGAGCGCAACCGGCCGAAUGCUUUGCACCACGAUUUCUCUGUAUAAUAACAAUUUAAAAGGAGCACUCAUCUACGAACAGGUCGAGGAUUGCACCUGAAAUGUUGUGGGUUGAGCUACAAUUGAUCUUUGAUCAUAUUGGUCUUGAAAAGGAUGAAUUAGACAUGUCACCAACUAUGUCUCUUGCAGUGAAUCCAGCAGCACCUGAAGUCAUUUGCAUUGAUGACGAUGAUGAGGAAGCUAAUGUGAAAGAUGAACAAUCCUGUGUUGCAAGAACCAAUACCAACUGUCACUAUCCAGUCGGUCUGCUUAUGCUGAGAAGAGCCAUAUUGGGCUAUCGAGAGCACGGUUUGAUGAUGAUCUCGAAAGUUAAUGUUCAAGAGUUUCUUGUGUUGCUUCGUCCUACCCAUUUGGCCUUGAAUAGGCUUAGUAAUUGUUGUUGUAUUAUGUAUUUAGAAACUAUUGUCAUCAUGGUUUUUUGGAAGAAGAAUCUACAAAUUCGCUAGUGGUAUGUCUUUGUUAUCGCUGAUUUUUAUGACCGGAGCAUAGUGGUAUGGAUGUUGUAACUAUAAACUUGUUGUAUGGAGCACUCUUUGUUAUUCUACAAAUAUUUUAGUUGUAUCAAAUUUUGUUUUUAUGACUGAGUUUUCCCUUUUUUGUGUUC
Cuscuta epithymum is the source of this 807-nucleotide messenger RNA. The record is from the annotation of a GenBank genome assembly. NCBI's taxonomy places the organism in Eukaryota, Viridiplantae, Streptophyta, Magnoliopsida, Solanales, Convolvulaceae.